CGGAAAGCCGGAUUUAUUUUGAAAGUGCCAAUGCGGAAAAAGUGCUGCAUCGCUGGUUUUUUGUUGCAGUGCGGAACAAGUCUGUGGUGAGACAUUUGUACCCUAAAAGCUCUCAGGACUCUUAUCUCCUACCUGUUUGUGCGGGUGUGCUUGUGUGAGCGCGUGUGUCGAAGAAUUCUGUGUGUGGUUGUUUGAGUGCUUGUGUGCUGUGCCUCCCUGUAGUGUGCAAUGUCUUCGGAGCUGCUGGUGGAUUUGAGUGAAGACCCUGCUACAGCCCAACUGGGCCAAUUGAAGCUGGCCACCUUAGAAGACAAACAGUUUCCGGCUGAUGAGUCAACUCUCAGCAAGUCUGACACGGACAUCUCCCAGCGUUUUGAUGCUAGUUCCCCCCACCUGCCCUGGGACCAUCCUUUUUAUGACAUUGCCCGACAUCAGAUCAUCGAAGUUGCAGGAGAUGACAACUUUGGCAGAAAAGUGAUUGUGUUUAACGCCUGCAGGAUGCCGCCCCAGCAUCAACUGGACCAUCACAGGCUUCUCAUGUACCUGAAAGGAACAUUGGAUCAGUAUGUUGAAAGUGACUACACGCUGAUCUAUUUCCAUCAUGGUCUGACCAGUGAAAAUAAGCCGUCACUCAGCUGGCUGCGAGAUGCUUACAGGGAGUUUGAUAGGAAAUAUAAGAAGAAUAUAAAGGCCUUAUACAUCGUCCAUCCCACAAUGUUCAUCAAGACCCUGUUGAUUCUCUUCAAACCAAUAAUCAGCUUUAAGUUUGGAAGAAAAAUCAACUAUGUGAGCUAUCUGAGUGAGCUGGAUGAUGUGGUCAAGUGUGAGCAGCUAAUCAUUCCAGUCCGUGUCAAAGAGUACGACAACAAGUUGAGGGCAUCUCUGAAGUCACCUUCCCAGCUUCCCCUGUCCCCUCCUCGUAGCCCACCUCUCCCCAACCAGGUCUUUGGGGUCUCCCUUGAAUUGUUAAGAAAGAGGAGUGCAGAUGGGGAACCGGUUCCUGUGGUGAUGAGAGACACGAUAAGCUUUCUGACAAAGCAAGGAUUGGAGAUUGAGGGGAUUUUCCGACGUUCAGCCAACGUGACUUUGGUGAAGGACGUCCAGCUCAGAUAUAACUCAGGAGCGGCAGUAAAUUUCCAAGAGAUGGAAGAUGUCCACUUGGCGGCAGUGAUCCUGAAGACGUUCCUGAGGGAACUUCCAGAGCCACUGCUGACUUACCAACUUUACAAUGACAUCGUCAACUUCACCUCUGUGCCCUCCGAGAGUCAGGUGACAGUCCUGAAGACGCUGGUGGAGUCGCUGCCAGAGGAGAACUAUGCUUCACUCAGAUACUUAAUCAAAUUUUUGGCACAGGUGUCAGCUAACAGUGACGUGAAUAAGAUGACCAACAGCAACCUGGCAGUCGUGUUUGGGCCUAACCUCCUUUGGGGGCGGGACAACGGCAUGUCACUCAGCGCCAUAGGACCAAUCAACAACUUCACCAGAAGCCUGUUGGACCAGCAGCACUUGGUAUUUACUUAAAUGUGUCCUGUCAGACUCUCUACUGGGGCAAUUUUGCAUUGACAGUGAGGCACAAAAUGCACAUUAAAUAUCCCUUGGAUUUUAUCUUUUGUCACCCAGAUUUGUGGUUGGACUGUUAGUAGUGUCAUUUGAAAGUGUAUCUCGAGACCCUCUUCAACAUGCAAAUGGAGCAUGUAAAAAUUACAAGUUUUGACAACAUAAUUUAAAGACCACCAAAUUUACCUUGAAUUGUUGCAGUUUACCUAAAGAAAUACCAGCCACAGCCGUCCGUCACUUGUGUGGAGUUGUUAAAUGGAAACAAACAUCAGAAACGUAGUUGUUCCAUUUUUCUGUGUUUUAUUGUUUUUGGUCACUGGUGUUUCUCUAUCGUGCAAAAAAAACCCUGAUUGAGUGAAAUACACUUUAAUAAGUGAAGUUUUGUGUGAAAAGCCUCAGGUUCAUUUCAAUUAACAGCUCCAAAUGUGGGCAAUCCUUAGAAAUGCUGUAUUGAAAAAGGCAAGAUAAGAUUACAGUGGAGCCGGUUUAAGUUCACCAACUUAAGUCCUGGUCCACUGCUAUUUUCACAAAAAAGUGCCCACUUGAGUCAAUGUUGACAUGCAUGGUUGAUUUGAGACACAUAAGGAUCAUUUCUAUUAAUAACGUCUCUAUAUAAGUCGACAUGCUAUUGUUAAUUUCCUCAUUUUCGCUGGUGUGUUUUUGCAAAGGUAGAUUUGUAAUUACGUGCAAAUCAAUAAAAUAAAAUGGAAAACAGGAACUGCCAUUUACACAUGAAGUUUCACCGUAGGACCCUAAGUCCUUUCUUUAGUUGUGCAACAAAUUGCACUGAUUCAAAUAUUGCAAGAAUGAGGGAAAAGUAUUCUGCCAUCGAUCCAAAAAUCAAUUAUCUUUGUGUCUCUGGUAAAAAUCCUAAUUAAUGUGUUAGCAAAAGCCAUUUUCGGUAAUUUCAACAGUUGAUGUCAACGUAAGUCAGCCAAUCAGAGGGAUUUCGACUUAAAAACAGUUUUCACUGUGCUUUGGGACGCUAUAGUACCAUAUCGUAAUAGUUUAUGCAUGCAUGUGUUUUCCCAACAUGACCCUUACUAAAUAUUUGUAGAGUUGGAUUGUGUGAUCGUGUGUGGAUUUAUGUUGUACUUCUACUUUCCUUGAUGUUGUUCACGGUGUGCCAUUAACGGAGGUACAGUAGUCCAAAUGUAGUGGUGUCCUCUGGUCCGUCAGGGAUAAAAAGAUUGGUUCAAAUUACUUUUUGCCUUUUACCUACGCUCAUUUGAAAAUAUGCUGCCUUUUAACAGGCGUGACCUUGUCAAAAGGUAUCAGGAGCUUUUAUCUGCAGCUUUUGGUUUUAAAUGCUGUUAAUCGUAACUAUAGGGAAAACGUUUCUGCCUGAAUUCCAUCCUCUUACAACAACUUGCACAAUUAAAGUUUGGUAAAGGUAAUGACUUAGCAAAGUUAGAAAGAAGUCCAUUAUGUUUACACUUCCACACUUCACAAUGACCGAACAAGAGCAGGAAGAAGCACUUCUUGUUUAAUUCAAUACCAAAUUUGUAUUUUACCAAAAACAAUCCUGCGUAAUAGCAUCCAUGUGCUCCUAAAAAGAUGCACACAUAUCAGAGGUGUGGUGCCAUAGGAAGAAGUUACUAAUACAUCAAAUAGCUUGAUAUGUUACUAUAAAAUUCUGUGGUGUAUAGUUUGAACAUGUUGUGCUAACCGAUGUGUUAAUCUUGGAAACACCCUCGAAUUUAUUGUUUUACUUUAGAAUGGAGUAAAUGUUAAAUAUUACAGUGCUAUAUAUAAUUCCUAAAAGGGGGGGGCGCAACUAUAUAUUGUGUAUUUACCUCAAUUCUGCCUGAUGCUGUAUGAGGAGCUUGUAACUUCAAGUUGUUGUUCUAGUUACGUCCAUGCAGCUGGUGUGUGACUUAAUUGAUGUAAAAGAAACACUCAAAAUAUACCUAGGGCUACCUUGUAAAAAAAAUCCAACAAUUCCUGUCAGUGAAAAAGAGAAGUGCCAUUCUUGACGUUUUCUCACUUGCUGACUAAUCACAUCUUUGUAUGAUCUACUGAUCUCUGUACUGUAAUUUGUUGUCCUGGUGACAGUGAAGUAUGUUUUCUCUCUGGGAGAAAUGUUUUCUUUUCAGGCGGAUUUCUUGACACACAGUGGUCUUAUUUUACAAAUUUAAUUUUUCAUCCUUGGGGUAUUUUGUCUUGUAUAUGUAUGAUUAUCAAAUAAUGUAAUAUAAUUUUGGCCAAAUAAAGAAUCUUAAAUA
Molecule: messenger RNA, 3782 nt
Organism: Nerophis ophidion (straightnose pipefish)
Lineage: Eukaryota; Metazoa; Chordata; Actinopteri; Syngnathiformes; Syngnathidae
Gene: arhgap1
Product: Rho GTPase activating protein 1
Exons: 13
Coding region: 229-1521 (430 amino acids)
Biological process (GO): negative regulation of endocytic recycling; small GTPase-mediated signal transduction
Cellular component (GO): cytoplasm
Molecular function (GO): GTPase activator activity
Source: RefSeq, a predicted model, not a curated record